Molecule: messenger RNA, 3856 nt
Organism: Glycine soja
Lineage: Eukaryota; Viridiplantae; Streptophyta; Magnoliopsida; Fabales; Fabaceae
Product: DNA mismatch repair protein MSH1, mitochondrial-like
Exons: 22
Coding region: 151-3543 (1130 amino acids)
Biological process (GO): mismatch repair
Cellular component (GO): nucleus
Molecular function (GO): mismatched DNA binding; ATP-dependent DNA damage sensor activity; ATP binding
Source: RefSeq, a predicted model, not a curated record
GACUCGGACACGAUCGUGUUCUAAAUAUCGUUUCGGACUUUCACUCUCAGCGUGUCAGAUACAGAGUCCUUCCCUCCUCGUGUGUGGACUGUGGCGGGAACUCAUUUUGCUAGUUUGCUUCCUCUCUCUCUCUCGUUCCCAUUCAACGCAAUGUACAGGGUAGCCACAAGAAACGUCGCCGUUUUCUUCCCUCGUUGCUGUUCCCUCGCGCACUACACUCCUUCUCUAUUUCCCAUUUUCACUUCAUUCGCUCCCUCUCGUUUCCUUAGAAUAAAUGGAUGUGUAAAGAAUGUGUCGAGUUAUACGGAUAAGAAGGUUUCAAGGGGGAGUAGUAGGGCCACCAAGAAGCCCAAAAUACCAAAUAACGUUUUAGAUGAUAAAGACCUUCCUCACAUACUGUGGUGGAAGGAGAGGUUGCAAAUGUGCAGAAAGUUUUCAACUGUCCAGUUAAUUGAAAGGCUUGAUUUUUCUAAUUUGCUUGGCCUGGAUUCCAAUUUGAAAAAUGGAAGUCUGAAGGAAGGAACACUCAACUACGAAAUGUUGCAGUUCAAGUCAAAAUUUCCACGUCAAGUAUUGCUCUGCAGAGUUGGGGAUUUCUACGAAGCUUGGGGAAUAGAUGCUUGUGUGCUCGUUGAAUAUGCUGGUCUAAAUCCCUUCGGUGGUCUGCGAUCGGAUAGCAUUCCAAGAGCUGGUUGUCCUGUUGUGAAUCUUCGACAGACUUUAGAUGAUUUGACACAAAAUGGUUUUUCAGUGUGCAUUGUGGAGGAAGUUCAGGGCCCAACUCAAGUUCGAUCAAGAAAACGCCGCUUUAUAUCUGGGCACGCUCAUCCUGGAAAUCCUUAUGUAUAUGGACUUGCUGCAGUUGAUCACGAUCUUAACUUUCCAGAACCAAUGCCUGUAGUAGGAAUAUCUCAUUCUGCGAGGGGUUAUUGCAUUAAUAUGGUACUAGAGACCAUGAAGACAUAUUCUUCUGAAGAUUGCUUGACAGAAGAAGCAGUUGUUACGAAGCUUCGUACUUGCCAAUAUCAUUACUUAUUUUUGCAUACAUCCUUGAGGCGGAAUUCUUGUGGAACCUGCAACUGGGGAGAAUUUGGUGAGGGAGGGCUAUUAUGGGGAGAAUGUAGUUCUAGACAUUUUGAUUGGUUUGAUGGCAACCCUGUCUCCGAUCUUUUGGCCAAGGUAAAGGAACUUUAUAGUAUUGAUGAUGAGGUUACCUUUCGGAACACAACUGUGUCUUCAGGACAUAGGGCUCGACCAUUAACUCUUGGAACAUCUACUCAAAUUGGUGCCAUUCCAACAGAAGGAAUACCUUCUUUGUUGAAGGUUUUACUUCCAUCAAAUUGCAAUGGAUUACCAGUAUUGUACAUAAGGGAACUUCUUUUGAAUCCUCCUUCAUAUGAGAUUGCAUCCAAAAUUCAAGCAACAUGCAAACUUAUGAGCAGUGUAACGUGUUCAAUUCCAGAAUUUACAUGUGUUUCGUCAGCAAAGCUUGUAAAGCUACUUGAAUGGAGGGAGGUCAAUCAUAUGGAAUUUUGUAGAAUAAAGAAUGUACUGGAUGAAAUUUUGCAGAUGUAUAGUACCUCUGAGCUCAAUGAAAUAUUGAAACAUUUAAUCGAGCCCACAUGGGUGGCAACUGGGUUAGAAAUUGACUUUGAAACCUUGGUUGCAGGAUGUGAGAUCGCAUCUAGUAAGAUUGGUGAAAUAGUAUCUCUGGAUGAUGAGAAUGAUCAGAAAAUCAACUCGUUCUCUUUUAUUCCUCACGAAUUUUUUGAGGAUAUGGAGUCUAAAUGGAAAGGUCGAAUAAAAAGAAUCCACAUAGAUGAUGUAUUCACUGCAGUGGAAAAAGCAGCUGAGGCCUUACAUAUAGCAGUCACUGAAGAUUUUGUUCCUGUUGUUUCUAGAAUAAAGGCUAUUGUAGCCCCUCUCGGAGGUCCUAAGGGAGAAAUAUCUUAUGCUCGGGAGCAAGAAGCAGUUUGGUUCAAAGGCAAACGCUUUACACCGAAUUUGUGGGCUGGUAGCCCUGGAGAGGAACAAAUUAAACAGCUUAGGCAUGCUUUAGAUUCUAAAGGUAGAAAGGUAGGGGAGGAAUGGUUUACCACACCAAAGGUCGAGGCUGCAUUAACAAGGUACCAUGAAGCAAAUGCCAAGGCAAAAGAAAGAGUUUUGGAAAUUUUAAGGGGACUCGCUGCUGAGUUGCAAUACAGUAUAAACAUUCUUGUCUUUUCUUCCAUGUUGCUUGUUAUUGCCAAAGCUUUAUUUGCUCAUGCAAGUGAAGGGAGAAGAAGGAGAUGGGUCUUUCCCACGCUUGUAGAAUCCCAUGGGUUUGAGGAUGUGAAGUCAUUGGACAAAACCCAUGGGAUGAAGAUAAGUGGUUUAUUGCCAUAUUGGUUCCACAUAGCAGAAGGUGUUGUGCGUAAUGAUGUUGAUAUGCAAUCAUUAUUUCUGUUGACAGGACCGAAUGGUGGUGGGAAAUCAAGUUUACUUAGGUCAAUUUGUGCUGCUGCACUACUUGGGAUAUGUGGACUCAUGGUUCCUGCAGAAUCAGCCCUAAUUCCUUAUUUUGACUCCAUCACGCUUCAUAUGAAGUCAUAUGAUAGUCCAGCUGAUAAAAAGAGUUCCUUUCAGGUUGAAAUGUCAGAACUUCGAUCCAUCAUUGGCGGAACAACCAACAGGAGCCUUGUACUUGUUGAUGAAAUAUGCCGAGGAACAGAAACUGCAAAAGGGACUUGCAUUGCUGGUAGCAUCAUUGAAACCCUUGAUGGAAUUGGGUGUCUGGGUAUUGUAUCCACUCACUUGCAUGGAAUAUUUACUUUGCCCCUAAACAAAAAAAACACUGUGCACAAAGCAAUGGGCACAACAUCCAUUGAUGGACAAAUAAUGCCUACAUGGAAGUUGACAGAUGGAGUUUGUAAAGAAAGUCUUGCUUUUGAAACGGCUAAGAGGGAAGGAAUUCCUGAGCAUAUUGUUAGAAGAGCUGAAUAUCUUUAUCAGUUGGUUUCUGCUAAGGAAAUGCUUUUUGCAGAAAAUUUCCCAAAUGAAGAAAAGUUUUCUACUUGCAUCAAUGUUAAUAAUUUGAAUGGAACACAUCUUCAUUCAAAAAGGUUCCUAUCAGGAGCUAAUCAAAUGGAAUUUUUACGCGAGGAAGUUGAGAGAGCUGUCACUGUGAUUUGCCAGGAUCAUAUAAAGGACCUAAAAUGCAAAAAGAUUGCAUUGGAGCUUACUGAGAUAAAAUGUCUCAUAAUCGGUACAAGGGAGCUACCACCUCCAUCGGUUGUAGGUUCUUCAAGCGUCUAUGUGAUGUUCAGACCAGAUAAGAAACUCUAUGUAGGAGAGACUGAUGAUCUCGAGGGACGGGUCCGAAGACAUCGAUUAAAGGAAGGAAUGCAUGAUGCAUCAUUCCUUUAUUUUCUUGUCCCAGGUAAAAGCUUGGCAUGCCAAUUUGAAUCUCUGCUCAUCAACCAACUUUCUGGUCAAGGCUUCCAACUGAGCAAUAUAGCUGAUGGUAAACAUAGGAAUUUUGGCACUUCCAACCUGUAUACAUAACUAGUCUAUAGACAUUGAUAUUAUCUACCUCAAUCGCGUAUUUUUGCCUCUUUUAAAUGGCUCAAAGACUUCAAUCAUCGAUGUUAAGUUUAGGAAACAAUGUCUGCAGCAUUUUUGUUAGAAUUAGUUGCUGCAGCUGCAUUUAUGUCCACAUCUUCAAGUGUGGAAAUUCUUGUUCAUUAGCUUGUAAGUACAAAAGUGUUUGUGUACGUUUGGAGUCCCGAGAGAAUAUACAAGUACAAAUGAACAAAUAUAUUAGUAAUGAAUGCACUAGACAAAUUUCUCGGCAUUUGGCUCGAGUGGAAUUUGAUCA